Molecule: messenger RNA, 2244 nt
Organism: Eremomyces bilateralis CBS 781.70
Lineage: Eukaryota; Fungi; Ascomycota; Dothideomycetes; Eremomycetales; Eremomycetaceae
Product: FAD/NAD(P)-binding domain-containing protein
Exons: 4
Coding region: 234-2048 (604 amino acids)
Molecular function (GO): flavin adenine dinucleotide binding; N,N-dimethylaniline monooxygenase activity; NADP binding
Source: RefSeq, a predicted model, not a curated record
GCCAUGAUCUAUAAUCUAUUAGACCUAGGUGACUCCUCUAAUACCCCGCAUCCCAUCCGAUCAGCAAUAUCCAGGAGGUAUGGUGCUGGGCCGAACACCCAUUCUAUACUUAAAUGUUCCUAUAUCAUUCCUAUAUCAAGUAUUAGUUUCUCUGUGUCAUUUCCGUCUGAAUUCUGUUCCCUGUCGCUCGGUCACAUCGUUUCAUAGUCAACCUUUCUGGGCACAUUCUCAACAUGGCGAUUCAGUCCGAGUCGAGAAACGGAACCAAAGCGGACCAAAAUGAGCCGAUUUGCAGCCCUGACGCUCCCCCGGCCUCCCAGGCAGACAAAACGGGGUAUCGAAUUCGCGAACAACCAAUGGGAACCAAGGGAAAACUACGUGUCGUCCUUAUGGGGGCUGGGGCAUCUUCGGCGAACUUUUUCAAACAGGCCGAGGGGCAUAUGGAGCAGCUUGAUAUCGUAUGCUACGAGAAAAAUCGCGACAUAGGUGGCACUUGGCUUGAGAAUAGAUAUCCUGGAUGUGCGUGCGACAUUCCGUCCGUCAACUACCAGUUCUCCUGGAAGAUCAAGCUCUGGUCGCGUUAUUACUCCUUUUCCAAGGAAAUAUGGGAAUAUCUCAAGGACAUAUACGACGAAAAUCGCUUCGUGGAUAAGUAUGUGAAGCUCCGACAUAAAAUUCAAGGAGCGGAAUGGGACCAAGAACAAGGACUUUGGCGGUUCAAGAUCAAGAAUCUCGACACCGGGGAUAUCAUUGAUGACCAUGCCGAGUUCUUCAUUAAUGCCGGUGGUGUCCUGAACAAUUGGAAGUGGCCUGAUAUCCCCGGCCUGCAGGAUUACCGCGGAAAGCUCAUGCAUUCUGCAGCCUACGAAGAAGACUACCCUCUCGACGGUAAGCGAGUUGCUGUUGUGGGAGCCGGAAGCAGUGGAGUGCAGAUCGUCUCUGCGAUUCAGAAGAAAGUUGCCAAGCUCUACCACUGGGUUAGGAGUCCGAUCUGGAUCACAGCAGGAUUUGCGCAGACUUGGGCGGGCAAAGAUGGCCUGAAUUUUGCGUAUACUCAAAAGCAAAAGGACUACCUCCGUGAUCACCCUGAGAAGUAUAUGGAAUAUCGGAAACAGAUCGAGAACGAGCUCAAUCAAAGAUUCAAAUUUAUCAUCAAAGGCACAGACGAAGCUAAAAUGGCAAGAGAAUAUGCCACAUCGGAGAUGAAACGCAAACUGAACAAUGAUCCUCGGCUUUGCGAUAAGAUCAUCCCAAAGGAUUUCAAUCCAGGUUGUCGAAGACCGACACCGGCACCUGGGUAUCUCGAGGCUCUGGUCGCUCCAAACGCCACCAUCUUUACCGACACUGUCACCAAGUUCACUUCAUCUGGGUUCAUCGAUCACGAAGGCAACGAGCACGAAGUGGACGUCAUUAUCUGUGCGACCGGCUUUGACACCACCUGGAAGCCCCGGUUCCCCCUCGUCGCUCAUGGCCGAGAUCUUCGCGAAGUCUGGUCCGGCGAUGAUAGUGUCACCUCCUAUCUCAGCAUUGGCAUCCCGGAUUUCCCGAACUACUUUAGCUUCUGCGGUCCCUACGGCCCGCUCGGGCAUGGGAGCUUCAUGCCACUCAUCGAAUCCUGGACCGGUUACAUUCUCGACGUCAUUAGAAAAGCACAGGUCGAAAACAUCAAAUCGUUCACACCGCGGAUGGAUGUCUCCAAGCAAUUCCGUCAGCAUGCCGACUCGUUUCUGAAAAGGACCGCAUGGACGAGCCCAUGCCGAAGCUGGUUCAAGCAGGGAAAGUCAGACGGGCAGACGGUGAUCUAUCCCGGGAGCCGGUUGCAUUUCUUGGAAAUUAUGAAAAACCCGAGGUAUGAAGAUUAUCAGAUCGAGUACCGGGAUGAGAACCGCUUCGCGUUCAUGGGGAACGGCUUCGACCUUCGAGAAUUCGACGGCCGGGACAUUACGUAUUAUCUAGGAAAUAUCGAUCCGGAUGGGAGGGAUGUGCAGCCAGAGUAUGGAGAAGAACUGAUGCCCGUUUUGGCGGGAUGGGCAAUAGACGAGAAUUGAGGAGAUAAUCGCCUCACAUGGUCGGUAAUUAUUAUCCCAGAGGAGCGCAUUGUCUGGACCACUAGACAAGUCAUGUCAUGCGGCUGGUUCCAUUCAAGUCCCGUUCGUCAACAACCGAAAGAAGCGAACAAAGUCAUCAACCCUCGUCAGGCUUCUUCUUCAUUAGUCGAUUCGAAAUUCGAAAUGUUUGCAGUGU